This is a messenger RNA of Rotaria sp. Silwood2, 1230 nucleotides long. The record is from the annotation of a GenBank genome assembly. Lineage: Eukaryota; Metazoa; Rotifera; Eurotatoria; Philodinida; Philodinidae.
AUGACAUCAAUUCAUCAAGUAAUUUUAGAUGGACGUCUGUCUCAAUUAAAUUUACUUAUCAAUAGAGUUGGUUGUAAUGUAAACGAAAAAGAUUUCUAUGGUCGAACACCACUUCAUUUAGCUGUUCUUUCUGAUCAAGAAAAUUAUGGUUAUCGAGUAGCACGUCUUCUUCNAUUUGACGAAACAUGGUGGAAUACUCAAUUAUCACGUUCAUCGGAUAUUAAUCAAUUAAUAAAUAUUGAAUGUAUUCUUCAAAAUUUUAGUCAACAAAUUUUACUUAUGAAAUGUAAUCAAUUAAUUGAUGAAUUAACAAAUGAUAUACUUAAUCGUUUGAAAUAUUUAAAACAUAUUGAAUAUAUAAGAGAUUUUUUUCUUUUUGAAAAUGGUUCAUUUAUGCAUCAAUUUGCUUUACGUCUUUAUUCAAAAUUAUCACAAACAAUCCAUGAACGUUUAGAUGCAUUUACUGUACUUGUUUCAUUUGAUAGUACACUUACAAUGUUUGGUCUUGAUAAAAAUUCAUAUCCAUUAAGUGUUGUAUUUCAAUCAUCAAAUGAAUCAUCAACAAUACAAAAAUAUAUUAUACAAAAUAUUCAAUUAAAAUAUGAUUUACCAAAAGAAUUAUUUAUUAUUAUUAAACUAGAACAAAUGGAAAUUUAUCAAAAAUGUUUUGCAUUUGUUCUUCAAGUUAAACAAGCAAAAUAUGUUCUUGAUCAAUUAGUUUUUAGUGAAUUUCGUGUUAAAUCUCGCAUUCGUAAUCAUCGAUUAUAUCGUCAUCAAUCAUAUCAUCUUCAUCAUGAAAUGUUUCUUUUACGUGCUCGUCUUCUUCAUGCUGUCAAUGCUGUUAAUAAUUUUGUUCUUACAACUUUUCAUACAUCUGGUGAACAAUUUAUUGAAAAACAUUCGAAUAAAUCAAUUGAUAUUGAAUCUAUGAUAAUGUAUCAUGACAAAUUUCUUACAGCUCUUUCAAUUGGUAGUUUAUUACAACCUAAACAACAAGCAAUACGUGAUCAUUUAAUGAAACUAUUUGAAAUUGUUACUAUAUUUGCACGUCGAUGGCAAUUAGGUUUUGAUUCGAUUAAAAUGGAACAUAUUAUUAAAUUAAAAACAGAAUUUAAUCAAACAAAACAAUUUAUUUCAAUUGUUCUUAAACCAUUUUUACCUCGAAUGAUUGAUUCACCAUUACGUGCACUUGCUUGUACACUUCAAGAUGAUUUCUAUUCUAAUGUUUAA